UCAAACUUCCUGCUUCAGUCGCUGCUGCGGCACCUCUGAAGUUUUUCUCCAGUUCAUGAGGAAAGAAGUAUAAACAGCGGAAACCAGCUUCACUUCAUGGAACAAACUUUAAGAAAAUCAACGGAGACAUUUCGGAAUCUAUGAUUCCUCCAAAAACAACGAUAUUUAUAAAUCCACCGCCAAAUCCUGAAACAUGGAGGACCCACACAGACCUCAGCGUAAGAUGUCAACAGCAGGAGACACCUUGUACAAAGUCCUGGGCCUGGAGAAAGGAGCAUCUCCAGAAGAAAUUAAAAAGGCAUACAGGAAACUGGCGUUGAGGCAUCACCCGGAUAAGAAUCCAGACAACCCAGAAGCUGCUGAGAAAUUCAAGGUGAUCAACAACGCCAACUCCAUCCUCAGUGAUGAGAACAAACGGAAGAUCUACAACGAGUAUGGAUCAAUGGGGCUCUACAUGUCGGAGCAGCUUGGGGACGAGGGCGCCAAAUACUACGUCCUCAUGUCUAAGUGCUGGUUCAAGGCCUUUGUGGUGUGCUGCAGUAUUUUCACCUGCUGCUGCUGUUUCUGCUGCUGCUGUUUCUGCUGCGGGAAAUGCAAAACAGCAGAACAUGAGGAAGAUUUCACCUAUGUGGACCCUGAGGACCUAGAGGCAGAGAUCAGAGAACAGGAUGCAGAAGGAGGCCAUGUAAUAAUUAUUCAGCCGAGCCCUAGUGCCGCCACUGACAAGUCAGGUGAGAAUGCACCGAUUGUGAUUCAGCCUCAUGCGAGCAACGGCACCUCGGAGCCCUGGUCCACCCAGCCGGCACAGUCAACUGAGAAAUGAGUGGAGUCCUUCAGAGUCUGGACUGUGUGAUAAAACCACCUUGUCAUCAACGGCUGUAUUGAUCAUUUUCAAAGUGGCUGAUGAUGAGUAUAAAUUAUGGGUUUGAAUGUGGUUGUUUUGCUCAGAGGGUUUGUUCUGCUGAGAUGCAGAAAACGCAUUAAUCUCAGAGGCUUAUUUGUUUAAAUGAAUCAAGCAGCGAUUUGAUUGUGCUGUAGUUGUUUUUUUUUAAGUGCCAUUGGGUUUGUCUUUGAUCCAAUCUAAUAUUUAUUUUUUUAACUUUUCAUUUUUGAAUAUUGGGCAGUAUCUGUACUGCAGUGACAAAUGACAAAGCCAUGCAGAUCAAAGCUCUGGAAUUUUUUUUUUUCACGUGCACUUUAAUAUCUCAAGUUCAUGUUUAACAUCCUAAAGCUGCCGCGGUCUGAGAACAUUUUGACUCAAGGUGGCUCUUAAGUCGAAAUGUUUUAAUAAUUUUUUUUUAUGCAACAUAAUAGGCUAGUAGAAUAAUAGAUUAUUAGAUGCCAACCACUUGGAGAGUUACGAGGUGAAGUGAUGUAGAUUUCCAUUCAUAUUCCUCAAAUGUAAAGUAUAUUGUGACUAAACCAAACAGCGUAUUUUAAAUGUUUGGAUGUCAACUGUGUCCACUGUUGCGUAUUUGACAGACAGCCUGUAAAUAGCCCAAUGAGAAUUAAUAAAGUAAUGAUGGCAUAACAGGAAUAAUUCAACAUUUUGGAUAAUACGCUUAUUCACUUUCUUUCUGAAAGUUAGAUGAGAUUCCCACGUUGACGACUCUUCACAUCAUUGGGCAACUCAAGACAGUUGUAUGAUUGCAGAGUUGGCCAUGUGAGUCUUAAAAAAUACUGUGAAUUGACAAUAUAGCAACAUAUUCAUCAAGUUGGGUUUAAUCGCCUUCAACAGAAGACAUGAGAGGUCCACAUUUGUUUGAUUUUAAGGCACCUCCAUGUUAUCAAGCAUCAAAUUGGAUAUAAAUCCAGAGUUUUGUAAUUAUGACUUGGUUUGACUGGAGUAGUAUUUCCAAGCUGGAAAUACAAAUAACUCCGAUAUGACAUGAACGCAACAUUAAAUAUGGAGCUGGAUCAGGGAGGUGAUUAGCCUAGCUUAGCAUAAAGACUGGAAGCAGGGGGAAAAAGCUAGCCUGCUUCAAAAAUUAACUUCUUAAUGCCAACUUUCUGGAGUCUGGUCAUCACUUUUUCAGUUUUUCAACCUGCGUUAUAGUCCUGCACGGAAGUACUGGGCGGAUGGAUAUUUUGUUGUUUGACAAGAACUAGUUCCAGCAUGUAAACGACAUACGUGUUAAUUAGUGAGCUUUAGAGGAGUUGAUAGGUGGAUUUUUUUUAACUUCGGACAGAACCAGGCUAGCUGUUUCCAGUCUGUAUGCUAAGCUAAGCUAAUUGCCUCCUGGAUCCAGCUCCAUACUAACAUAACGCACAGACACGAGAGUGGCAUCAGUCUUCUCAUCUAACUCUCGUAAAGAAAGCGAAUAAGCAAAUUUCCCAAUACAUUGAACUAUUUCUUUAAAUAGUACUGUUCACUGUACCUGCACAUAAGGUGACAUCAAGAAAAAACAAGGGGGUGAGUCAUUUUUACUGAUAAAGCUCCCACAAAUCGUCUGAUAUUUUAUUAAAUGCUUUUCCUAACACUAAGCCUGAAACUAAAACCAACAUUAAUUCACUCGAAUACAAGACAAGUUACUGAGAUUGAUUUAUUGCCAAAUUUUCCGGUUUCCCUGUUUGAUCUGGUGACGUGAUCCAGAUAAUCCAGAUGUGCCAAGGCCUUCUUUAAAAGACAAUGAUCUCUCUGCGGUGUGUGAGAUGAUAUAUUGCAUGUAUGUAUUGUUAUAUUAUGCUCAAUACAGGAAUCGUGUUUUUUUUGUAAAUUCAGAGAUAUAUUUUUGAUUGGAAGUUUUAUGACAAAUUGAGUGUAUAUUAGGAUAACGCCUUAAAUUAUGCCAUCGUUCAUCAUGUUUACAUAAUAUUUUUUUAUUUCUGCUGGGUGGAGGAAUGUUGGGUUUGUGUUUUUAAAGGGGUUGCAUUUUGUACAAAUGUAACAGUAUGUGAUCAGCAUUUUUAGCAUUUGAUGUGUUUUUCUUGGGUGACCUUUACAGAUAGUCUAACAGUGUAUUUAUGUAAAGUUUAAACAAUCCCAGAAAUGUAUUUAAAAGUCAUACUUGACAAAAUGUCACAAAAGCGCAUGAAUACAUUUUAGUGGGAUUGAGUGUUUUUCUUCUUCAGGUUUGAAUUGUUUGAUCAAAGAUUAAAAAGAAAACAUAUAUUUUGUUUUAUCAUCUCAACAUUCCUGGGUAUUAAUUUUUACAUGUUUCCAAAAUGUUUGUUUCUGUAAAAUUAAUGUUUGUCUGAUCAAAUAAACUUGGGUGAUACUGGAAA
Molecule: messenger RNA, 3225 nt
Organism: Siniperca chuatsi (mandarin fish)
Lineage: Eukaryota; Metazoa; Chordata; Actinopteri; Centrarchiformes; Sinipercidae
Gene: dnajc5gb
Product: DnaJ (Hsp40) homolog, subfamily C, member 5 gamma b
Exons: 6
Coding region: 194-823 (209 amino acids)
Source: RefSeq, a predicted model, not a curated record